CGGCGCUGCCCGCGCCGGACGGCUCCGCCAUGUCCUACUGCAGGCAAGAAGGAAAAGACAGAAUUAUAUUUGCGACCAAGGAGGACCAUGAGACACCAAGCAGCGCUGAGCUGGUUGCAGAUGACCCAGAUGACCCUUAUGAAGAACAAGGAUUGAUAUUGCCCAAUGGAGAUAUCAAUUGGAAUUGCCCAUGUCUGGGUGGAAUGGCUAGUGGUCCCUGUGGGGAACAGUUCAAGUCAGCCUUUUCUUGUUUCCACUAUAGCACAGAAGAAAUAAAGGGAUCAGACUGUGUGGACCAAUUCCGUGCCAUGCAGGAUUUCAUGCAAAAAUACCCGGAUCUUUACCCUCAAGAGGAUGAAAAUGAAGAAAAAGAGAAGUCAAGCAAAGAUUUGGAAGCUACUCCUAUGGAGGCUGCUGCUGCCAAAGAGGAGAAGGGAUCUAGCUAAUGAAGAUGCAAGGAGGCUGUUGUCUCCGUUUCUCAUUUUCAGAGACAUGGACUUUUGCAGUAUGUCUGUCUUUUGAGUCGCCGAGAAAUGUUUCACCAUUGUUCUAUACACUGUAUCAUAGUAAAUAAUUUAUUGCCGAAGGAGAAAUCUCAGUGCUACAGCCUCGCAAAAAGAACGAGUAUGUGUAUGUAUUGUGCAACCUGCUGUCAGACACAGUUAAUACUUUAAGAGCUGUUUUUUACCUUCAAGUUCUCCUUGAGUUUUGACUUGAAUAAUGUCUUUAUAGCAUUCAACUAAAAUUCCACUAGCACGCUAGGUCUGUCUUCACUUAAGUAUGUUCUGAUCAAUAGCUGCUCUUUCUUAAUGUAUUCUGUUCUAUUAAUAGAAAUUGCAUUAAAUGAUUGUUUUUCCUUAAAGAUUAUUUUUGCCAGAGUGAUACAGGAUCUUUAAAAUGGCCUAAAUCUAGAAUUUGUAAAAUAAUUUCAAAUGGUCUUAUUAGAUUAUGGUUGCAUUUUACUACCAGCAUCAGGUAAGGACUGCCAGAAAAAUGUUCAAAUGUGUAUCUCCUUCGAUUUAAUUUACUUGUUGUGAUGGCUUUUGCAUUUUUAACAAUGGUGUGUUGCACAAACAUUGAUAAAGAUGAAUGGAAAGAAUGUUGGUCACUGGCUUUAUUUUUGCUCUGAAACUACAGUUUUUGGGU
Nipponia nippon (crested ibis) is the source of this 1146-nucleotide messenger RNA. The record is from RefSeq and is a predicted model, not a curated record. NCBI's taxonomy places the organism in Eukaryota, Metazoa, Chordata, Aves, Pelecaniformes, Threskiornithidae.